Molecule: messenger RNA, 1476 nt
Organism: Aedes albopictus (Asian tiger mosquito)
Lineage: Eukaryota; Metazoa; Arthropoda; Insecta; Diptera; Culicidae
Exons: 2
Coding region: 1-1476 (491 amino acids)
Source: RefSeq, a predicted model, not a curated record
AUGAUCCACACACCGAAGAAAUUAUCCUCCGUGGAGGAACAGAAGCUCCAGCAAAAGAAGAAAGAAGAAACCAGAAUCAUGGAUGAUCAAUUGAAAGUGUACGUUCAUCAGAGGGGGGCAGUGAAGGGGAAGCUCACCCGAGUGAAAAACGCAUUACAACACAGUGAGGAUGAUCCAAAUCCGAACAUUGCGAAUGUUCAUUUCUUGCGCGCUCAUCUGCGUACAGUGGAGACAUGUUAUAGUGAAUUUAAUGACCUGCAAAACAAAAUCUAUGCGUUGCCCCUCUCUGAUGAACGUAGAUCGGAGCAAGAAGAUAAAUACAUCGAAUUCAAAUCGCUUCAUACCGAUUUGAAUAUUCGCAUCAACAUUCUGCUGGAAAAGGCGACGAAGCCGGAUGUCACGCAGCUACCGGCUCCGGGAGGUGCUCCAACGAUUGCUACGUCUGUUCAGACCUACUUGCCUCCCCUGCAAGCGCCUCUACCGACAUUCGACGGGUCCUACGACAAGUGGUUCUCGUUUAAGUCAAUGUUCACCACGAUUAUGAACCGCUAUAAACAUGAAGAACCAGCGAUUAAGUUGUUCCAUCUGCGAAACGCUCUCGUGGGUGCGGCAAGUGGUAUUAUCGACCAAGAUAUAGUGAACAAUAAUGAUUAUGAUGCCGCGUGGAAGUUCCUCACCGACCGGUAUGAGGACAGGCGUCUUAUCAUGGAUAAGCACAUUGAAGCCUUGACGAAUCUUCCGAAGGUAGCUAAGGAGAGCUCCAAGGACAUGCGGAAAUUGAUCGAUACCUGCACGAAAAAUGUAGAGGCGCUCAAGAAUCUGGCUUUGCCGGUCGCCGGUUUGAGAGAGCAAAUACUGCUGCACCAAAUAACGUCGAAGUUGGACAAGAGCACCCGAGUCGCUUGGGAGGGACGGCAGAAGAAAGGCGUGUUCCCGAAGUACGAUGCGACGAUCGACUUCCUGCAAGAGCAGUGCAGGAUUAUGGAGAAGAUUGACAUCAACACCAAAUCAACGAUGGAAAGUGCCAAAGUGAAGACAGUGAACAAAACCCACUCGUUGGUGGUUACGAAUGAACACAAGAAAGACAAUAAGUGCUCGUUGUGUAAAAACAAUCAUGAACUCUGGAGGUGUGAUCAGUUUAAGCAAAUGAGUGUGAGUGAUAAAUACAGUGCUUUGAAGAAAUUGCUUCAAUUGCCUACAACGGGGACACCGAACGACCGUGUGCCCAUCCUCGCACAACUGUCGCGACUGUGGCAAACGUCACCACACAUUGCUGCAUACAAGGAUGGGAAAAAAUCAUUAAUUUAUUGCGUAUCCCUCACUCACAUCCACGCACAAUCUGAUGCGAGUGUGCUUCUCCCUCAGUCAAGCAAAAUCUUUCCACUUUCAUUGCCCAUUCUUUCUAAUCGCCGAACACCGAGCGACGCAUGGUUUGGUUCAUGUUAUCAUAAAGCAUGUUCUAAAUUUAUUACCUAA